AUGCAAUUAUCUCCUAUUGAUUUGGACUAUUUACACUAAGAGAGCAUCGGGGGAGUCAUUGCCGACGGACUUACAGUGCUUUACAAUACACAACCCGAAAAGCCUAUCGAAUUUUUAGCCAAAUGGCUAUUAUAAUAUUGUAAAACUUCCACUCAGAAAACUCACUUCUACGAUGAUGUAUGAUAAUCUUCACUUAAUAGUUAACAGCUCUAGAAGAAAGAAUAAAACAUUCAGACUUUUAUCCAAUAGCAAAAGCAGGAGAAGGAAAGAUUGGAAGAAUUGCUUUAAUUCAAAUAAAAGACAAUGGAAUAAGAACUCAAUUAUAUUGAGUAUCUUAGAAACCAUCCCUAUCAUUAGGAGUUGAUUAUUCAGGAGUUUCCAGAUUAUUUGAUGAAGAAAUUUGUACGAAUCCCCUCAUAUUAUUUCAAUUUAGAAUUUAGCUGGUGUGUACAUCUGCUAUUUCACCCAUCAGAAACAAGAAGUCGAAAUUGACUUGGUAGAUGAUGAAAACGCAUUUAUAAAUCAAAAGGCACCUAAACUAUUGAAAUAUGUAGGAACCUCUUUAAACCAAAAUUUCCUUCUCCAUCAAAACUUAACUGAAUAAGCUAUCCUAACAUAUGAAGUGCUCAAACCACCUCCUGUUGAAGAAGGCAAGGCUCCUGAAGUAUAUAAGGGAAUCUACAUACCGGAUGUGGUUAAAGAGCCAAAAGUGUAUUUUCAUAGGUUCCCCAAGUUGGGAUGCUAUUUCGCCAUACCCAUGAAUUUUGAAACUUCUCUUUUUGAAGUAAUCAUAUCAUCAAAAUUGAUAGGAUGCCUUCGACGCAGGUUUGGUGAAUAGGAUAAAAUACAAUUCUGAGGUGGAGACCCAAAAGUCAGAGAUUAAGACCAAGGAAUUGGAACAUGCUGAAUAAUUACAAAAUGCAGAAAGCGAAGAUCAGAAACAAUAAUUGGAAGAAGAACACCAAAAUUAUUUGUCUUCAUUGCCCCAACUUGUAGAACCACCCUUUUUAGGCAUCCAACAAUAAUACAUUGUGUGUGGUGAUACCUUAGGAUAAGACAGAAAAUUGUCACAGGAAGAGCGCAAUCAAUUAUACGAUCUGAUUCAAUAGUUUGGUUAGAGUUAUCAAGAGAAGGAGAUAGCCUUAUUGUCAGAGGAUAUCAAUUAAUAAAUUGAAUAUCAAAAUACUAUUCCUGAGAAAUUGGAGGAGAAUUAUCUGGAUCAAGAGAAUCAAUUUGUGGAGUAAUAAGCAAUCAAUUUAGAGGAAUUGAAGCAGAGUAAUGAACGAGAUUACAAUUAUGAAAUAGAGUGUAUUAAAUUUGAUUUUCUGAAGUAACAAUUUACUGCCAAGGAUUUUGCCUCUACUUUUCUUAACCUAACGAAGAGGAGGGUCAUCAAAUUCCCAAACAUUAUUAAAGCUCUAUUUUAUUUGUUAGGUUACAAAAAGGAGGAAAUCACAUUAGAAAAUAAAUUGAAUUGGAAGAUUGUGGCUUCCUAGAUUGAUUACAGAUUCUUAGCCAAAUUGGCUCUCAUUAAUCACAGGGGACCCAAAGAAGCCCCACUUCAACAUGCUACUAUAUCUAGAUUGUAAAAAUUGGUGGAUGUUUAUGAUGAGGAGAAGGUUACCAAUUACAAUUGGGCUUUGGGGUACUUACAGAGAUUCCUCACUUUGUAUUGUAAAUUGAGAAAAGAGGACGUUGCAAUCAGAAAAGAAAUUUUGCAGGAGAAGAAACAGCAAUUAUAGGCUGCACAAGAGUUGUUAGCCUAGUUAUUAGUAUGAAAUUUAUGAAAUGACAAUAGGAAUAAAAAGAGACAGAUUUGCAGGCAGCCAAGGCCAACUUUUAAGGGGAGGAGGGUGAAGAAUUUGAUGAAUAGAAAUGGAUUGAGUAAUGGGAAUCUGAACAUAACCUCCCUGAAAUUGGUCCUGAACCUUAGGAUGAAAUUGACGAUGACUUAGAAUGA
Paramecium octaurelia is the source of this 1960-nucleotide messenger RNA. NCBI's taxonomy places the organism in Eukaryota, Ciliophora, Oligohymenophorea, Peniculida, Parameciidae. The record is from the annotation of a GenBank genome assembly.